This is a messenger RNA of Paramuricea clavata, 225 nucleotides long. The record is from the annotation of a GenBank genome assembly. Lineage: Eukaryota; Metazoa; Cnidaria; Anthozoa; Malacalcyonacea; Plexauridae.
AUGCAAGGAAAUACAAAAAUACGCCCUGAUGACAUCAACAAAUUACGUCAUUUAGAAGAUCACAGUUACUCCUUCGGCCCAAAUAAUAAUUCUUCAACAGAUGACAAUAAAGGCACGGUGGAACCAUGUACAACACCAUGCACACCAGUGACUGAAGAACAACUGACAUUGGUUGAAUGUGAUGAUGUCCAAAAUGGGAUUAUUGUGGAAUUAAAAACCAAUUAA